GGGGACAAUUUGACAAUGGUGAAAGAGGACAAUUUGACAAACUACCGGGGAAAUUCUGCCGGUAAGGCUCCGACAUACACGGGUGAUAAAAACAAAACGAAGAUGGCGACCAAAAACAAGAAAUGGGUUCGUCUAGCCACUGUCCUCGCCUACAUUCUCGCGGUGUCGCUGGCGGCUAUAGUUUUGGCGAUAUACUACAGUGUGCUCUGGAAACCCGAUCUGCAGGAGACCAACGGUACUAGAGUGGACGCAUCAAGUAAUACCCCAAGCACUGCCCCUCCUGGCAUUUCUUUGGGUUCCACUGAAGCCGCCCCCACUCCAAGCACCGUCAGUAAUGUGAAUAGUGGAUCAGCAGGGAACACACCAAAUAAUACAUUAGCAGGAACUGGGUGACGUUAGCACAACUCUCCAUAUACCUAUGGUCCAUCAAUCAAUGUUAACACAAGGCCUGGCUGGGGGAAGGUUGAAAGUUGGACACAGCAUAACUUGCAGCCAAAGUGCAAUAUUAUUUAUUAAGUGUGGUAUAUAUAUUACAGAUAUAAAAAGAAAGUCAAUGGACUAAUUUAUUUAAUUUACUUUUAUAUGUAUUGUUUGAUAUAAUGUGGUUUGUUGUGUGUAAUACAGACAGGGAAGUUGUCAGCUGUCAAAUCAUCAUGAAAUUGAAUUCUCAUUUUUGAUUUCUUUAUGUGCUUUUUAUUUGGUGUUUCACAUCUUGGAGUUCAGAUAAUACUCUUCUUAUUUCACUUUUAGUUUUUUAAACUACUUAAUCCUACUUAAAAGAAUUUUGUUGUAAGCCCCAAUGUUAAAGGGGCAACAAACAUGGAGGGUUUAGUAUUAUCCCAAACUACGUCUCUUACAGUGGUUUGUGUAAUGGACCAGUUUCAGUUUUGCAUGUAUUAGAUUUAUUUUUUGUGAAAAUAAGGGUGGAGAAAAAAAUUACUUUGAAAGAUAACACUUUGUAAUCACUGCCUUGUGAAAUGGCAGGAUAAGUAGACAUUCCCAAUUAGGAGUCGGGAGCAGAGGCAAGUUUAACUUAAAACAACUUAACUUUUAGACCUAACAUUUUGGUCUUCUUCAAUUCAGGAUAAAUUUGUAGUAGUCCACUGAAGUUAGUUAACAACAAUAAUCAUUUAAAACGUUUUUUCUUUAUAUAGAAAACAAGCAUAAUAUGUCAUUGAAGUAUAUCACUUAUGAUUCCUCUUGUGCCAGAAAGGUAAAAAGAACUGUGGUGUUACAGAUAAGACCACUUUCGUUCUUAAGCACCCAGUACCUUGAGCCCUUGUUCUCUCACACUUGCUACAAGGAGAUAAGCCUGUCAUUAUAGUGUUAUCAGGGAUCCUUUAAAUUGGUCUUUAUCCCAUCCUAUUGAUAAAUAAAAAGGUCAGUCAUUUUGAUAUGCAGGGUGCUUUUUAUUUAAAUAUAUGUAUGUUGUUUAAUAGUAUUUAAGGUGCUUGUUCAAUUUUUCACGUUGUUUGUAAUACUAUAAUAAAACUAUCUUGUCUGAUAUAAUCUAAAUCAAAAGCGGUGCUGAACAUUUUAAUUGCUUAAACUGAGUGUUGAUGUAUGAAUUUAUUUAUGUUCAUAAUGUGAUAUUUGUUAGAUAUUUUGUAUGGCCUAUAGUACUGUUGUCUUUUUUUCUGUAUUUUGCCUCUCAGUUGAUGUUUUUUGGCUUUUGUGUCAUGGCAGUACUAAUUUAUUUAACCAACAUGCAUUUCCCCAUUUUUUUUUUUAGAAAAAAAAUUACUGAAGCAGAAAAAUAUUUUAAGAAAUCAUGGAUUCAGUAUAUACAGAUGAUAGUAAUUUGGUUAGAAAAUAUAAACUGUAAUUCAUUUUGAUGUGAAAUGGCUUGUUGCAUGCAUGAAACAUAGUGCGUGGUGCAAGAGCACUGAAGACUGGCACUUAAGACAAAAAACUAGAGUUAUUGCCAUGUUGCACACAAAGACUGGCCUAAUUUACUGCAUGAAUUUGACUCCCCAGUUGCAGAAGUUCCAAGGUUUUCAAUCUGUUGACAUAAAGUGUGCAUUUCUUCCUGCCAGCUAGUCUAGUCACCUUUGAAUUUAAGAAUAACGUCAUAUAUCCUGGAUGAAUGACCAUUGCGUGCAUUUUAAAUGAGAAUUAUGAAUCUCGAUUUUGUAUAGUGUUUUGUA
Molecule: messenger RNA, 2147 nt
Organism: Lingula anatina
Lineage: Eukaryota; Metazoa; Brachiopoda; Lingulata; Lingulida; Lingulidae
Source: RefSeq, a predicted model, not a curated record